GAUUCGUGUCUGUUGCAAUUCAACACCUGGAUUUCAACACGUCGCUCUCGCAACUCUGCCUUUCCUCUGUAGUAUCAAAGCGAGUAAUCGUCAAGUUUGCUGACGAGGUCCUAUCGCCUUUCUAUUUUCCUCGCUUCCUGUUGUCUUUGACUUUAAGUCACAGACCUGCCGUCUCGAUUGUCGCCUGUUUCUCGCGAACUCAAACGUGCUUCUUGUAUCGAGCAGCGUCCCUCAGGGAAUAGAUUUGUUUUUCUCAUCCCCGUCAUCCUGUGGGGUAGCCAACCUCGAGCCUUUCGUUUGGGACCUUCUGAUCCCACGACGGAACCAUUAUGUCGAACAAGAAGAAUGUGGAUCUCGAGAUGAGCGGAAUGGACGAGAAGGAGUUCGGUGAGCGGGAGAGCUUUCUGCUGAAGCCCACGCCCCAUCACCGGGCUCGCGUCGAUAGUGGCAAGGGUAGCAUUCUCUCCCAACUCGAGAAAAACCCUGGUGCUGCUGUUCUGGCCUACUGCUUCUCCUCGAUCAGCAUGACGGUCGUGAACAAAUAUGUCGUUUCCGGUUCGUCCUGGAACUUGAACUUCCUUUAUCUGGCUAUUCAGGCCGUUAUUUGCACGGCUGCAAUUGUGGUCUUGAAGCAGAUGGGGCUCCCCGUGUCUGUGUUCUUCGUCGGCAUGAUCUACACCAGCACCAAGUCUCUUCAAUUUCUAUCUGUUCCGGUAUAUACUAUCUUCAUGAACUUUACUAUUGUCGUUAUCGCCUAUGGUGAGGUCCUGUGGUUUGGUGGUAACGUCACCCCGCUGCUUCUGCUGUCGUUCGGCUGUAUGGUGCUUAGCUCUGUUGUCGCUGCGUGGGCUGAUAUCCAGGCCGCCCUUAAUGGGGUUGGGCACUCGGUGGAGACUGCUGUCGCUAUUUCAACCUUGAACGCUGGGUACGCGUGGAUGGGGCUUAACAUCGUCUGCACAGCCUCGUACGUACUGGGUACGCGCAAGUUCAUCACCUCGCUGAACUUUAAGGACUGGGACACUAUGUUCUAUAAUAACUUGCUCUCCCUCCCUAUCAUGAUCAUCUGCUCUCUAGUUACCGAGGACUGGUCUUCGGCUAAUCUGGCUAAGAACUUCCCUGCCGAGUCGCGCAAUAACCUUAUGAUUAGCAUGCUCUAUUCUGGCCUGGGUGCUAUCUUUAUCUCGUACUCGUCUGCCUGGUGUAUUCGCAAGACUUCGUCGACUACGUACUCGUUCGUCGGUUAUCUGAACAAGCUCCCGCUCGCUAUCAGCGGUAUCGUCUUUUUCGAUGCUCCCGUCACGUUUGGUAGCGUCUCGGCUAUCCUCCUGGGAUUCUUCAGCGGCCUUGUCUACGGUUAUGGCAAGGUGAAGCAGAGGGAGCAGUCUAAGCAGGUCCUCCCUACCUCCCAACCGGCUAUGAGCGCCAGCUCUCAGAGCCAAAAGGAUGCAUCCAACUUAUAA
Molecule: messenger RNA, 1460 nt
Organism: Pseudomassariella vexata
Lineage: Eukaryota; Fungi; Ascomycota; Sordariomycetes; Amphisphaeriales; Pseudomassariaceae
Product: GDP-mannose transporter
Exons: 4
Coding region: 330-1460 (376 amino acids)
Cellular component (GO): Golgi apparatus
Molecular function (GO): GDP-mannose transmembrane transporter activity; antiporter activity
Source: RefSeq, a predicted model, not a curated record